Molecule: messenger RNA, 3132 nt
Organism: Catharus ustulatus (Swainson's thrush)
Lineage: Eukaryota; Metazoa; Chordata; Aves; Passeriformes; Turdidae
Gene: UBASH3B
Product: ubiquitin associated and SH3 domain containing B
Exons: 14
Coding region: 93-2033 (646 amino acids)
Biological process (GO): negative regulation of protein kinase activity; platelet aggregation; negative regulation of signal transduction
Cellular component (GO): cytoplasm
Molecular function (GO): protein binding; protein tyrosine phosphatase activity
Source: RefSeq, a predicted model, not a curated record
GCGGCUCCCGGGCCGUGCGUGGCUGUGGCCGGGCGCUGUCCCCGAGCCCUCGGCGUGCAUGGCCCAGCUCGGGCGGCGAUGGCAGCGCGCUGAUGGCCCAGCCCUUCGCGCUCGCCAUGGCUGCCAGAGAGGAGCUCUACAGCAAAGUCAUCCCCCGGCGGAACCGCCAGCACCGCGCCGGCACCAUCAAGCACGGCUCGUCGCUGGAGAUCCUGCUCUCCAUGGGCUUCCCCAAAGCACGGGCACAAAAAGCGCUGGCAUCAACAGGUGGAAGGAGUGUCCAAGCAGCAUGCGACUGGCUCUUCUCCCACGUGGGUGACCCGUUCCUGGAUGACCCCCUGCCCCGGGAGUACGUGCUGUACCUGCGCCCCACCGGGCCCCUGGCGCAGAAACUCUCCGAGUUCUGGCAGCAGUCGAAGCAGAUCUGUGGCAAGAACAAAGCUCACAACAUCUUCCCACACAUCACCCUCUGCCAGUUCUUCAUGUGUGAGGACAGCAAGGUGGAUGCUCUCACAGAAGCCCUGCAGGCCACGGUGAUGCGCUGGAAAUGCAAAUUCCCCGCCCCGCUGCCCCUGGAGCUCUACACAUCCUCCAACUUCAUCGGGCUCUUCGUCAAGGAGGACAGUGCUGAGGUGCUCAAGAAAUUUGCUGCAGACUUUGCUGCAGAGGCAGCUUCCAAAGCAGAUGUCCAUGUGGAGCCCCACAAGAAGCAGCUCCACGUCACCCUGGCCUAUCACUUCCAGAGCAGCCACCUGCCCACACUGGAGAAGCUGGCCCAGAGCAUCGAUGUCAAGCUGGGCUGUGACUGGGUGGCCGCGAUCUUCUCGCGCGACAUCCGCUUCGUCAACCACGAGACUCUGCAGGUGAUCUACCCCUACACUCCCCAGAACGAUGAUGAGCUGGAGCUGGUGCCCGGGGAUUUCAUUUUCAUGUCCCCAGUGGAGCAAACCAGCACGAGUGAGGGCUGGAUUUAUGGCAUCUCCCUUGCCACAGGCUGCUCGGGGCUGCUGCCUGAAAACUACAUCACCAAGGCUGAUGAAUGUGGCACCUGGGUGUUCCAUGGGUCUUACUCCAUUCUGAACACCACAUCUUCCCCAUCCUAUCAAGCCUUUGCUGAUGGAGCUCUGGAGAGGAGGCAGCAGGAGGACCAAGGGCCAGGGGACGCUGGGCCACUCACCAUCAUCUGCCAGAACGUGCAGCCCCUGAGGACGAGCAGCCAGGGCCCUCAGAAGCGCUGCCUGUUUGUGUGCAGGCAUGGAGAGAGGAUGGAUGUGGUUUUUGGCAAGUACUGGCUGUCCCAGUGCUUCGAUGCCAAAGGCAGGUACGUGCGCAGCAACCUGAACAUGCCUCCCAGCCUGCCCCAGAGGAGUGGGGGCUUCAGGGAUUAUGAAAAGGAUGCUCCCAUCACCGUGCUGGGCUGCACCCAGGCCAGGCUCGUGGGUGAAGCCCUGCUAGAAACAAACACCAUUGUAGACUACAUCUACAGCUCCCCAUCCCUGCGGUGUGUCCAGACAGCUCACAACAUCCUCAAAGGUAUGCAGCAGGAGAACAACCUGAAGAUCCGGAUAGAGCCAGGCUUGUUUGAGUGGACCAAGUGGGUGUCUGGGAGCUCCCUGCCAGCCUGGAUCCCCCCUGUGGAUUUAGCUGCAGCUACUCUAAGCGUUGAUACAACCUACAGACCUCAUAUUCCUGUCAGCAAGUUGGUGGUUUCUGAGUCUUAUGAUUCCUACAUAAGCAGAAGCUACCAAGUAACAAAGGAAAUCAUCAGUGAAUGUAAAGGCAAAGGAAAUAACAUCCUGAUCGUGGCUCAUGCCUCCUCCCUGGAGGCCUGCACCUGCCAGCUCCAGGGGCUGUCCCCCCAGAACUCCAAGGAUUUCGUGCAGAUGGUCCGGAAGAUUCCCUACCUGGGGUUUUGCUCCUGUGAAGAACUGGGGGACACUGGAGUUUGGCAGCUCACAGACCCUCCCAUCCUCCCUCUCACUCAUGGACCAACUGGAGGCUUUAACUGGAGAGAAACCCUCCUGCAGGAAUAGGGCAAAGCCCAGCAAGGACAGCCAUGGCCUUUCCCAGCGUUGGAGAAUGUCUUUUCUUCCUCAUGUUUUAUUGACAGCAGGAAAAACCCUCAUCAUCUGUGCAGCGGGUCACUCAAAGCAUAUCUCACACCAAAAGUCUCAAAAAAAAAAAAAAUCUAAUUUACAGCAAAAGGGGCUGUUUGAAGGGGGGAAAAAAUAAAAAUACAGCUUGAGGCUCUUGCACAGCACGGGGUCAGCUCGGGGUUGGUUUCCUCACCUUGAGGGAGCUCUGGUGACACUUUCACUGCCACCUGCAGCCUGGGAGGAGCAGUGAGCCUGGCAGGCAGGAUGCUGGGCUUGGUUUCUGAUGCUGGGGUUGGUUUCUGAUGCUGGGCUCAUUUUCUGUUGCUGGGCUCAUUUUCUGAUGCUGGGGUUGGUUUCUUGGUGCUGGUGCUGUUUUCUCACUGCUGUUUUUUUGCAAAGCAUCUGCAGGCUUGUUCAGCACCUCGUGCUUGCUCCACUCCCAGCCCCCAAACCUUCAGCACCUCCCAUAAAAAUCCAAAGUGUGUCCCCCAGGCUGGAAAUGAGUCCAGAAUUGCUUCUGCAGGCUGCACCAGUUAUUCCUCUUCUCUGCCUGAGCAGACAGGGAUGGGAGUGCUCAAAAUGUGUUGGAUUUUGUGCAGAGAUGGGUUGAUGUUGAGGAAAAUUCCAAAUUUCACAUCACUUACAGGUGAGGGUUGAGCAUCCAAAGUCACCACAACAAAAGCUGGAGGGAAUUUCUUUGAAGUGGAGAUGAAAGAAACCUUUUCCAGCCAAACCUGAGGGGUUUAGGAAGUUCAGAUUUGGGUUCUUAGUCCUUUACUUUGGUUGUUGAAAUCCACCUGUGUGCCCAGACACAGCCUAAAAGGUUUGUGCUGUUUAAAUUCCCUUCAGAAGGUUUGGAAAUGGGGUUUUCCCUUUUGUGCUGGGAUUUUUGUGGCUCUCUGGCAGUGCUGGUGAGAUUGUGCAGCCAGCAGGUUCCUCCAGGAAUGAUGGGAUGAAAAAACUGCUGGAAUUCUGCUGGAAUUCUGAGUGCUUUGUUUGCUUCCCCUCCAUUCCCAAGUGCCAUCUCUCGUAAAGA